UUGUAAACCAGCACUUUAUCAAGACAGAAUAGCCAACCCAUCAACGUGCAUCACGAUGAAACCAGCCCUGUUUAAUCAAACUGCAGGCUGAGAAGAGAGGGUGACAUGUUCCACCUUUCUCCAUCCGGACUUUGGCGGAUACCACACAGCCGCAGCCGAUGGCCGUUUGGCGCCCUCCAUUGUUGAAGCACCCGAAUUGCCUGACCGAUCCGGUCUUCGUCAACCAACCAGGAAAGAGGGCUUGCCGCGAUCUGGACUGAGGCGGAUGAGACCAGAAACCUUUGUUCGGUGUCUCCUCUCGAUGCGAGAAGAAAACCGAGACCUUCUCCAUGCGUUCAGCACAACCGCACUACCAUUUUGUGGGUUGGGAAUCGCAGAUGGUUGUUUUACUAAUCAAAAAUCAGGAUCACUCAUAAGUGAGGCUUUAUAUAGGUCUGUUUUUUUCCCCCUCCCCGGUAGCUACAAGCCGAGGGGCGACAUCUGGUCGUGUUUUUUGUCUGUCAGCUGCUAAAUGGAAAUAGAAGGCGGAACUGAAAGUGGAAGCAACCGAGGUAAUGAUCUUCCAAUCCGUUAUCUCCGGCUCCUGGCCCCACCCCUGCAGCUUCUGUCGGCUGCAGUGUGGCAAGUUGUGCAGCAGGGACUUGUGGAUCACUAUGGGAUGGUGGAGGAGUUUGUUACCAUGGUGACAGAGCUGGUUCCCGAGCUGAUGAGCUACAGCCAGAGGGCUCAACUCAUCCUGGGACUCAGGGCCAGGUUGGUCCUGGAGCUGUGUCGUGGGGAGCAUCCAGUGGAUAUACAGGCCAUUCAGCCACAUCUGGACAGAGUAAAAGCUCCUGUCAGCUCUGCCAAAGAUCACCACAUAACUAUCAACCAGGUGGAGGAGUCCGAAGUGAACUUUGUGGAGCUGGUGCACUCAUUACUGGAAGACCCCACUGAGAGGAAAUUUUUUUUCCAGGAAGUCUUUCCCAUAUAUUUUGGCCCAAAGUAUGACGCAGCACUGGAGAUGCUGGUGUGGGAGUUCAUAUCCAGAAUGGAGGAGCUGCUGCCAGUUCCAGACUUCACUCAGUUGGCAGGUUUGGUCAGAGAGACUCCGUCAUUCCUCGAUGAGUGUUUACAAUCCCUCUUCCCACCAGAGGACAUGAAAAUUAUUAUUGAGCACCACAGAGGCCUCGGCUAUUUUGAAGAGAAAGAUUCGAGGUUAUUACCGAUGGAUGACUGCAUCCUCUCCUCGCUCUCCGUGCCCCCCGGGACCAGGCCGCCCGCGGACGCUGAAUCCUUUUCGCCUGCUUUCAAAGACACAGACGCCCCGGGACACAAAGUGCUGGGCCUGGAGAUGCCGAACACCAGGAGCUCUGACGCCAUCAGGAAAGCGCAGAGAGACACGAGGGACUCUUGGCAGAUGCAGGGUGGAGACGGACACAUUUCUCAGGAGCGGGAAGCGCACAACUCAACAGGUGAUGAAACCAUAGACCUCACCAAAGCUAAUGAGGCCGCAGACACGGAAUCGGAGGCCAGCGAAAGCAACCAAAGCUUAAGGGCAGCUUCCCGUCAAAGGAAGAGGAGGCUGAGCGGAGGUGCGGACAUUCCCUCAAAGAAGCCCAUGGACGCGUCAGCUAUCAUGGAUUCCUCAGUGGAUGAUGAGAAUUCAGGAGAAUCUCCUCUGAUCUCCAUAUGGGGAGACUAUACCGACUCUCAGGAACACUCUUUGCCAGUUGCGAUGGACUCAAAGGUUCCCUGGUCGGACGAGGAGACCAUUCAUCUGCUCGACAUUUGGGGAAAGGACUCUGUGCAGCGUGCUUUGAAGGGCUGCUUAAAAAACCGUCACAUAUUCAGUCAGAUCGCACAGAAGAUGGGGGAGAGGGGCUACUUGCGAACAGCGGAGCAGUGCCAAACGAGGAUCAAACGACUGAAGAAAUGCUUCCGCCAGAGCAAUAAAGCUCACUCAAAGCUAGAGCAUAAAUUCUACUCAAAGCUGGAGCAGAUUCUCAACUCCUCAGCUCCCUCAUCUGUGACGGAGGUCACCUACGACGUGGAGGAGAUCGCCGAUGAGGACGGCUCCCAAGAUGGCGACGAGGACUUGCAGUUUCUCGGGCAAACCAGCCAACUGGAAAUUGGAACCAGAAGUGUGCCCUGGACAGACCAGGAGACUUUAGCGCUCAUCAACAUUUGGAGUGCUGACAAGAUGCAGCAGGAGCUAAGAGGAAUGCACAGAACCGGACACAUUUUUUCCAUCAUAUCCAACAAGUUAGCCACCCAGGGAUUCUCCCGAACGCCCGAGCAGUGCCAAACGAGGCUCAAAAGGCUCAAAUCCAACUUCAGGCAGUGCUACCAAAACAACCUGAAAGGACUUGAACAAGUCAAGUGCAAGUUUUACAACGAACUGGGAAGAAUCUUAGUGAAGGACUUCGCAUCGGUGCUGCAGAUGGAAGAAAUGUCCGAAGAGGCAGAAGACUUGGCGUUUCCCGCCUUCAGCAACCAAGACGCAGAGUCCUCAUCAGGAGUUCCAGAGGACAGGAAGAAAGUGCCAUGGUCUGACAAAGAGACCAUCAUCCUGCUGGAGAUCUGGGGGGACCAGCAGGUCCAGCGGGGCCUGGGACGCUACCCCCACAACGGUCACAUCUUCACCGAGAUCUCCGACAAACUCAGUGCUCACGGUUACUCCCGCAGCCCAGACCAGUGCCACACCAGGAUCAAACGGCUGAAAGCCAACUACCGCCAGUGUAAAGAAAACAUGAGCUCGUCUGGGACCGAUCAAGUUGACUUCAAAUUCUACGAUCUGCUGGAGCAAAUUAUGGAAAAGCAACAGUCGAAAUUGUCCCCAGUGAUAACCGACUCCAUCGAAAUAUCAGAGGACUCCAACGAAGAGUCGGUGACUGAGAAAGACGAAGAAUCUGCUGAGUCAGCCGAAAAGCCAGCAAACGGCUCUUGGUCGGAUGAGGAGACGCUGGCGCUCAUCGACAUCUGGGGCGAGGAGGACGUGCAGAAGUCGCUGAGGGGUUUCGUCCACAACGGCCACGUCUACGCUGAGAUCUCCGAGAGGCUGCACGACCUGGGCUUCUCCAAGAGCUCCGAGCAGUGCCGCUGGAAGGUCAAGUCGCUGAGGGUCAACUUUCGGCAGUGCUACGACAAAAAGAAAAGUGGAAGAAAAGUGGAUUAUAAGUUCUUCCAACCGCUCGAACGAAUACUGGGACAGGAGGCCACUUCUAUCGACGAGUAUGACGAGCAAGAUGGCCAAGAGGAGCCGGACCCGGGGCUCCUGGACAACGUCAACACGCCCUGGACGGAGGAGGAGACGGUCACGCUCAUCGAGGUCUGGGCGGCCGACGACGUGCAGCACAGCCUGAAGACCUGCGUCCGCAACGGCCACGUCUUCGCCGAGAUAGCCGAGAAGAUGGCCGCCCUGGGCUACCUGAAGACGGCCGAGCAGUGCCAGACGCGGAUCAAGAGGCUGAAGAAGACCUACCGCCGCCACUGCAACAGCAAGAGAAACGGAGGUCGGCCAACGGUGUUCCGGUAUUACAACCUUCUGGCACCGGUGCUGGGAGACCGGUCCAUCGUCCCGCCGUUCGCAGACUUGGACAGCACCAUGGUCGACGCCGCCUUAGAACAACUUAUGGAUAGUGACCAAGCCAUGUACGACCAGCCCUCCACCAGCCAGCUCCUCGCCGACAUGAGCAGGAAGACGCCCUGGUCCGAGCUGGAGACUCGCACCCUGCUGGAGAUCUGGGGCGAAGACAAUGUCCAGCUCACCUUGAGGGGCUGCCUGAAGAACCGGCACGUGUUCGAGUACAUCUCAGAGAAGAUGGCCGCCCACGGAUUUAUACGGACCACAGAGCAGUGCUACACCCGCAUCAAGCGCCUCAAAUACGGCUUCGUCCAUGAGAAAGAGGAUUUUAAAUUCUUCAAUGAGAUGAACAAAAUCUUCAAAAAGGAGCCGAAAGUGGAGGACUCGGUGGAAGAGACUCCAGCAGUCGCAGAGGAAGCCGAAGACUGCGGUCCUGACUUGGACCAAAUGAAAGUGGCCCCAGGUAACCAGUGGGUUUCAGACAACUCGAAGGCGGCUUGGGGUGACGAAGAGACCGAGGCCCUACUGAAUAUUUGGGGGAGCAACGACAUCCAGGAGAACCUGAAGGGUGGGACAAAGAACAAACACCUCUACAUCCAGCUGUCUCAGGUCAUGGCCGGCCGGGGUUACCUGCGCACUCCUGAACAAUGUCAGUCGCGGAUAAAGAGGCUGAGGGCCAACUUCAGACACUUCCUGGAGGGCAGACAGGGAGAGAAGCAGGAGUGCAAGUUUUUUGAUCAGUUGGUGCGGAUUUUCGGCAACAAGUACAUGGCGAACCCCGAUCCCUUGGCGGAUGACACCGCUGAACCCACAGAGUCAUGAAAUCAGCAGUUGUCAAGAUGUCACAGCAGCUGCAGAUGAAGUAGAAACACCCAGAAGAAGAAAGGCGCUAAUACUGGCUUUAUUCACUUCAGAGGUUUUUAUUUUUACCUUUGAGGGCAGACGGCCUGUCCAAGCUCCAUGUAUAUACUUUAAAUACUUUUUCAUUCUCCUGACACAAAGACUUACUUCAAGCUGAAAUCUAGAGCGUUUGUGUGUAUGUAUCCCUCAGCUAGAGUGUCUUGUGAUUCUUAGUAACAGAGCCAUGAUGCAGGAUGCUCAGGGUUUGAGGGACAAACAUGUUUUUUCUAGUAAUUAUUUUAUACUUGAACUUAAGGUGGGUAAAUCAAAGCACAUGCAAGUAGAAAUACAAGCAAGACCUUCAAUACUCGGACCACGGCCUCCCUUUUUUUGUCCCUACUUGUGUCUCACUUGUUAAAUCUUAUGUCUUUGCACUCGUUUGUAAAGUUUGAAAUCUGUGUGAUGAAAGGUGAAAUAUUUAAGUUCAUUUACAUCCUGUAUUAAUGUGAGUUAACUUUGUCUAGAAUUCUAUUUAUUUAAACAAUGUAUGUAUUCCAAAGUUUUGCCGUUUACUUUGAAAAUAUUACACUUCAAACCUUAUUGGAGUACAUUUGUGCCACAAACGUGUUACGGUUUUUUCAUAUCCAUUAAACAAAAUCUAAAAUGUCUGAUUGUCAACUGAUGCUGGAUACAUUAAAUUCCUAAAAAAGGGAUGAGAGCAAAUGUACCAUUCAACACUUAGUGU
Messenger RNA from Menidia menidia (Atlantic silverside), 5150 nucleotides. The record is from the annotation of a GenBank genome assembly. Lineage: Eukaryota; Metazoa; Chordata; Actinopteri; Atheriniformes; Atherinopsidae.